Molecule: messenger RNA, 2205 nt
Organism: Radiomyces spectabilis
Lineage: Eukaryota; Fungi; Mucoromycota; Mucoromycetes; Mucorales; Radiomycetaceae
Product: microtubule associated protein-domain-containing protein
Exons: 12
Coding region: 1-2205 (734 amino acids)
Biological process (GO): mitotic spindle midzone assembly; microtubule cytoskeleton organization
Cellular component (GO): spindle; cytoplasm; mitotic spindle midzone
Molecular function (GO): microtubule binding
Source: RefSeq, a predicted model, not a curated record
AUGGAACAUCUGCAUUCUAGAAUCGCUACCUUACAUGACCUAUGGUCAUCUCUCGGUGUACUUGCUGACGUCGAUACCAUGAACUACAAACUGCGACAUGUUUUCCAUGAACUUGACAAAGUGAUCCAGUACGAAAGACUUCAGAAACAAUUAUUGUCGGCGGAUAUUGAAGAUACGCUGACAAACAUUGAAAGUGCAUGUUGUAUACUUGGGAUUCCAACAGAGAACAUUCUCGCUUCCAGCUUGUGUGAAGAUAUCGCUUCAGAUGCGUUGCAACUUCAACAGUGUUUUCAUCCUACAUUUGCGAGACAAAGUGCUCUAUCAGCAUUGAGCUCCAGACUGAUAAAUGAAAUCCAGCAACGACGUUCACAAGUAAAGACAUGGCUAGUCGAGAUUUCACAGCUUACGGCAGAGUUAGCUGAAACUCAUACGUUUAAAUCAUUCGAAGAGUACGAAGACGAGCUCAGCUGGGCAACUGUGCAAUCCAUCAGCUGCGCUUUACGCGACCUACUUCAACGACAAACAUUGCGUAGAGAUGAGUUCGAAGUUACAGCACAAGCAAUCCACUUCUACUGGACGGUCUUGGGUUUUUCAAUCAGCCAUGAUGAUCCUAUUGAAGUGGCGUUAUCUCAAAUCUUCCAUAAGCUUUCAUGCAAUAUAAACAUCCAUGUCAAACCAUCGUUCCACGCGUCAGCCCCAGAGAAAUUCAUAUAUUAUAGCCGAGACAUGCCAUCGCCGUUGCUGCUAUCCACGGCCGUCAUUGAUGCUAUGAAAGCUAAAGCAAGCUUACUGGAAGCGAUGUAUGAUGAACGUCACAGACAAUAUACAAAAUAUAUAAACAGCAUACGCACCAUCUGGGAUGAAUUGAAUAUUGCAGAGGAUCGUCGCUGCGUUAUCCGAGAAUCUUUAGACGUCGAUUAUUUAAACGAGCUCCAAGUCGAAUUUGAGAAAGUAAAAUCCGUUGUACGAGCCAUGACAGAUGAGUAUAUCGAAAAGUUUAGGGCUAGGCUUGAAAAUCUCUGGGAUAAAUGUCUGCUCACACCACAAGAGCGUGACGAAUUCAUAUCUAAGCUUCAUGAAAAGGCGGACACGAUGGACCAAGUGCGAGAUAUCGUGGAUGAACAUAUCAAAUACUUGCAGAAAAUUCAGACAGAAAGCGAGCUUGUAGCGAGGUUAAUGCAGCAGCGAAAAGAUCUCAUCCAGAAAAUGAUCGACUUUGAAAAGAAUGCGUCCGACCCAAAGCGUUUAUUCCAGGCCUCUUUUCAAUUGUUAGAAGAAGAGCGAUGGCGUAAUACAUGUUUUCCGACGUUGUUACAGUUGGAUGACAAUCUGAUUCAAGCUGUCCAGGAUUUUGAACGAGUAUCAGGGAAAUGCUUCAUGUAUGGUGACCGGCGUUACAUGGAUACACUGUUGGAAGAAAUUGCAGAGCGUGCGGCCAACCAAACAUUUUUCGGUUUUUUAACUCCUGAACCAUCUGAGCGUACAAACAGAAGCAGUUAUGGCAAAAAUCGAUCGGUUACAUCUACCAGUGUUUCAUCAGUGCAAACAAAGAGAAGAACAUUGGCCAAGGCGAAAUCUUAUACUGCGCAAUCACCGCCUUCAUCUGGUUCCCCUUCGUUUUCCAAGUCAAUCCAACCUCCUAAUCGAAGGCUAAGUGCCCCCAAAACAUUGAUUUCGCCCACAGUUACACCGAGUAGAUCAACACAUGCUGUGAAAUCCAGAAUGUCACCGGUUUCGAUGAAUCCUAAACCAUCAGCUUCGAUUUCUACGCAUCGCUACUCAGAAAGCAAACGACCAUCGACUCCCACGUUUGUAUCCUCGAGCCAAACUCUUCGGAAUAAGAGAUCUUCGUCGAGUUUUACUGCGUUUAACCGAGCAGCCUCUUGCUCGCCGACCGACAUGCCGCGGCGCCCAACUGGAUCCAAAAUGCCACCCACACCUCCUGCUGAAGUAGGAACAGGAAAUGGCUCGACCUCCAAGGUAUCGGCUGCUCCAACACCCAAUGCGACAGGGUCAGCAACAUAUACAUCUUUUACUACGGCUCGAACCGAUGGAAAACGCCCGGUAUCUAUGCGAGCAUCUCAUAUUCCAAUUCCUAUUGAUAGCAGUAUGAAAUCUGCCUCUUUAUCCUCGUCUGAAAAUCAGAGCUCCGAAAGUGCUUCAAGCAGCCCUGUCAAUUUUCGAAUGUCUUUAGAAUGUGCAUAA